AUGGAGACCAAGUCCGGAGCAAAAAUUGCUAUCCGAGGAAAAGGCUCUGUUAAAGAGGGUAAAGGACGAUCUGACGCCGCUCACUCUAGCAACCAGGAAGAAGACCUUCAUUGUCUAAUCAUGGCAGAUACGGAAGACAAAGUUAAUAAGGCCAAGGAACUUAUUCACAAUGUUAUCGAAACGGCUGCUUCUAUUCCUGAAGGGCAGAACGAACUGAAGAGGAACCAGCUGCGCGAACUUGCUGCGCUUAACGGAACUCUACGAGACGACGAGAAUCAGGCCUGUCAAAACUGCGGUCAAAUUGGCCAUCGCAAGUACGAUUGUCCCGAACAGCGUAACUUCACUGCGAACAUCAUCUGUCGUGUUUGUGGAAAUGCUGGGCAUAUGGCCAAGGAUUGUCCUGACCGUCAGCGUGGUACCGAUUGGCGCAACCAUGGACCCAGCGUUCGCGGCAAAGGAGCUGGAGCUGGUGAUGCAGUUGACAGAGAGAUGGAGCAACUUAUGCAAGAACUCUCCGGCAAUGCUCCUCUACCUGGCGGUGAAGCACAGAAACGCAUCGAAGGUGGCCCUGGAGGAUAUGGUCAAGGCAACAACAACUUCAAUGGUGAUGACGUGAAACCAUGGCAACAGCGUGAGCCUGCCAGCAACACUCCACCUUGGCAACGACGUGACGAUCGAUCCCGAGAUGAUCAUGGCCAUCAUGACCCGAAUGCGCCUCCACCAUGGGCUACUGGUGGCCAUAGAGGUGACCGGGACAACCGAGACCAUCACGGUUACCAGGGGCGUGACUCUUACAACCCUGUUCCUGCCGCCGGUGGCCCUCCACCAUGGCAGCAAGCUGCACAGCAAGCUCCAGCUAUGGCCCAGACUGCUGCUUAUGGAUACGCUGGAUAUCAGUUCCCUACAAAUCAAGUUAUGGGUGCACCACCUGGCCUUAGUGGCAUCCCUCCACCUCCACCUGGAAUGGCUUCUAUGUUCGCUGGAUUCCAGGGCGCUCCUCCGCCACCUCCUCCGCCAGCUGAUGGCCCACCCCCUCCUGUGAGUUCACACGGCUUUGCAGCUAUAUUUUACAGAAACUAA
Trichophyton benhamiae CBS 112371 is the source of this 1080-nucleotide messenger RNA. RefSeq lists its product as uncharacterized. Gene Ontology annotation, molecular function: zinc ion binding; mRNA binding. Gene Ontology annotation, cellular component: nucleus. The coding region runs from base 1 to 1080 and encodes 359 amino acids. The transcript is spliced from 4 exons. The record is from RefSeq and is a predicted model, not a curated record. NCBI's taxonomy places the organism in Eukaryota, Fungi, Ascomycota, Eurotiomycetes, Onygenales, Arthrodermataceae. Gene Ontology annotation, biological process: regulation of mRNA splicing, via spliceosome.